Messenger RNA from Thrips palmi, 1353 nucleotides. RefSeq lists its product as uncharacterized. Lineage: Eukaryota; Metazoa; Arthropoda; Insecta; Thysanoptera; Thripidae. Gene Ontology annotation, cellular component: cytoplasm. The transcript has 8 exons. The record is from RefSeq and is a predicted model, not a curated record. The coding region runs from base 310 to 1173 and encodes 287 amino acids.
AGCAGACGACACACACACACAUCACAACAGCUGCGCGCGUCGGCGUUGGCAGCAGGUGGUUCAUUUAGGCCCAUUUUAUUGCGUCGGUUCUUUAAUUGAACUCUUAUUUUAACAUUUUAUCAGUGAAGAAUUGUGUAGGAUCGGUUUCAUUUACGCGACCGACAUUGUGACCAAGUGUUCGGCUUCACACCGCGCGGCUUUUGGUGUGUCAAUGAACUGACACAUUUUUGACAGCAACAAAAUUACCCGUUGCCUUCGGUUUGAUGCCAGUAGAAAAUAGGCGUCUGUCGUAGAUACUCUUCUUUAAAAAUGAUUGGCGUGCCAUCUGUUGUUGUGUUUUCCUUAGUCAUUAAUGUAGUGGUUGCCACUCGAAGUUAUUAUAAAACAAACUCCAUGUCCCUCAGUGAACUGCUCAACAGGAACCCACCCAGCUCAACUCCAGAAACUUGGACUGGAAAGUAUUUCCCAACACCACCACCUUCACAUACACCAGCACCCCCUCCCUUACAUGGAGGAGUGCCAAUGGGUCUAAACCCUAACUGUGACGAUGCCAAGACUAAUUUAACUGUAGAUUGGAAUUCAUCUCCCAUCGUCUACACCUGCUUCUUUCCCAACAAACGAAUUAUCCCAGACUUUGAUAUCAAGCCAAUUUUGGAAAUAGAGCCUGUUCCAAAAUUAUACUCUGCUGUUCACUACUGCAUGAACGAGACUAUUGUGUAUCAAAACCCUAUCCCAACAUUUGGUCCUCAUCGACCUGCAUGGCCUCGAUAUGGAGAGUAUAAAUAUGUCCCUGUGCAGCGUUGGCUUCAUUCUCUUGAGCAUGGUGGCAUUGUCAUGCUGUACCACCCUUGUGCACACCCUCUGGAAGUUGCACGUCUGAGGCGGAUUGUGAAGUCCUGUUUGUUUCGUCAUGUUAUUUCUCCCAGCCCACAUCUUUCCACUGAAAUGCCUCUAGCUUUGGUGACAUGGGGGAAACGAUUGACAAUGUCAACAGUCAAUGUAGAUGUUGUUCGAGAAUUCAUCCUACAAAAUGCUCUUCAAGGGCCAGAAAAGAUAUCAAGAGAUGGACAGUAUGAUGCAGAACUACUGAAAGCAGCAGAGAUUGUCAGUGAUACCGAGGAUACAGAUUUAUGUCCAGAGGAAAGGAUCAAGGCUUUGUCUCUGUAUUGGUAGUUACUCUUUAUAAACCUUUUUUUCAUAGGAACCAAAAACGUUCUGUGCAACCACCAUAGCCAGCAUCUUUAUCUUACAACUUUACAGCAAGCAAAAUUUAGGGUGGAAAUUGAAAAAGAGCUUCUAAUGCAGGCACUGUUAGACUUUUAAAGUAAAUAAAUAUUUGAUCUUCAUCUUGUA